AUAAUCUCUGAUGUAAUGGCUGGGUCCAAUGGCACAAUUGGAGAUGUGUCUUUUACUUAUCAGCAAAUUUUUAAUCUAGAAAUGGAUGUUGGGCUCAGCACCAAAACUGCAGUGGCUGUGUUAACAUCUCUGUUCUUCUUUUUUGUAAACUGUGUGAUGCUCUUUGCUCUAAAAAGCAAGCGUGUAUUCCAUGAGACGCCACGCUACAUUCUUUUUGGCCACAUGUUAAUGAAUGACUCUGUGCUUUUGCUGGUCACUAUCAUAAUGUAUGCAGUGGCUCUGUGUUUCCUACCAAUACCUAAAUCCAUAUGUACUCUGUUAGUCUUUAUCUCCUACUGCACUUUCCGUAACGCUCCUCUGACACUAGCACUGAUGUCUCUGGAGAGGUACGUGGCGAUCUGCUUCCCUCUGAGACACUGCAACAUCGCCACACCAAAAAGGACUGGAGUCGCCAUAGGAAUCAUCUGGCUCCUUAGUUCUAUUAAUAUUAUAACAGACAUUAUUUUUGUUUUAACUGUGAACCCUGAUUAUUUAGCUGGUAUUAUAUUUUGCACGUUAGAAAAAUUGUUUUUAUUCAAAUGGCAGCUGGAUAAAUAUCAAGCGUUUGACGUUCUUUAUUUUGUGUCUGUUGCAGUGAUCAUUAUUUUCACAUACAUUAGCAUCAUGAUCACAGCCAGGUCUGUUUCGUCUGAUAAAGAUUCUGCUAAGAAAGCCCUUAAAACAGUGCUCUUGCACCUGAUUCAGCUGGGACUGUGUCUCACCUCUUUUUUGUAUACUUCAAUAGAAAGAACACUAUACAUGAUGACUGGAAGCAACUCUUCACUCUUCAUAAAUCUGAGAUAUCUAAAUUUUCUUAUUAUUCUUAUCUUACCACGUUGCCUAAGUCCUCUGAUCUAUGGUAUGAGAGAUGAAGCUGUGUGGCCCUUGUUCAAAUAUUUUUUCUGCUAUCGUUCUGGAAAAGUAAAGCCUUCUAUUAAUGUACAUUAA
Molecule: messenger RNA, 987 nt
Organism: Puntigrus tetrazona (Sumatra barb)
Lineage: Eukaryota; Metazoa; Chordata; Actinopteri; Cypriniformes; Cyprinidae
Product: odorant receptor 131-2-like
Exons: 2
Coding region: 16-987 (323 amino acids)
Biological process (GO): G protein-coupled receptor signaling pathway
Cellular component (GO): membrane
Molecular function (GO): G protein-coupled receptor activity
Source: RefSeq, a predicted model, not a curated record